AUGAUUGGCAAUCCGGGAGCGCUACUUGUCGAUAUGAAGAAACAAGGCUUGUUUGAGAGUUUUGAUAAGUCUUACCAUCCAACCUACGGGAUAGGCACAAUGACCGGCAAUAUAUACGAUACUGCGUGGAUCUCGAUGGUGAAAAAAUCCACGGAAGGUGGAUCUGUCUGGGCAUUCCCAGCUGCCUUCCAGGCUAUUUUACAAGAGCAACGUCCUUGUGGCAGUUGGAGUGGAACUACCUCGGAAUUGGACUCUAUUGUUAGCACCUUAACGGCUCUUCUUGCUCUACAGAAACAUGCAGAGAACUGCUGUGAAACAGAGCUUCAAGAUCUACACUCAAGGAUCCUCAAAGCAAAACAAUUCCUACAGACAGCCUUGAAAGGCCUGGAUGGCUUGCUGGCAACAUGUACGUUGUCUGUUGGUCUAGAACUUCGAUUACCAGCAAUUCUAGAUCUCCUGGAAUCGGAAGGGCAUACAUUCGACUUUGAUCGAACGUACCUGACUAAGUUUCAGUCGAAGAAACUUUCGAAGAUUAACCUGGAAACUAUCUUCAACGGCCCACAAUCGUCUCUUUUACACUCUCUGGAAGCUGUGAUUGGGAAGGUUGACAUUGAAGCUCUGAGACAUCAGAAAGUCCUCGGCAGUAUGUUAGCAUCUCCAUCUGCGACCGCAGCAUAUCUCAUGUAUCAUCCCUUGUGGGAUGAUGAGGCCGAGGAAUACAUUCGGCAUGCAAUCUCCAACGGUGCAGGUCGAGGAUCAGGCCUUGUGGCCGCAGGAUAUCCGACCACUGUAUUCGAAUGGGCAUGGGUGACAUCGAAUUUGCUACGCCAUGGCUUUGAAACAAGCAGCCGCCUUAUACAGAUUGGCAACCAAGUUGAAGACGAAAUUCAAAAGCAAGGGCUCGUUGGCUUCGUCCCCAAGGCGUGCGCUGAUGCCGAUGACACGGCCAAGGCGUUAGUAGCCCUGAUGCUGCAAGGAACACGCUACUCGCCCCAGGCGUUGGUCGAUCGGUUUGAGCGAGAAAAUCAUUUCGCAACCUAUCUGCACGAGACGCAUACAAGCGUGAGUACGAAUUCUAAUGUCCUGACUGCUCUGGUAUUGCUUUCGACCGAUGGCCACUACCAGCCGCAAAUCGAAAAAUGCACUCGCUACCUGUGCGAGGCAUGGUUUAACUGUGACGGACUGCUCAAAGAUAAAUGGAAUAUUUCGCCUUAUUAUCCGACGAUGCUCAUGUGCGAAGCCUUGAUGUCCUACAUCCAGCGCUGGAGUGAAGGACAUCUGGCCGCAUUACCAGAUAAGCUUAUGAGGUUUCAGCUACCGCUCACGCUCUUUCAGUCAUUAAUCCGAACAUUGCACACCCAGAACCAGGACGGCUCCUGGGGAAGCUCAAACUCUGCUGAAGAGACCGCAUAUGCCAUCCUGAUUCUGAAAAGCGUGACAUGUUUCAGUUUCACUGAGAUGAUAGCAGCCCGCGUGAAAACAGCAAUCAGCAAAGGCCUCGAGUUUAUUUUGACCCGAAGCCAACGCUCGCCGACAGACGACCAGCUUUGGUUGGACAAAACCUUGUAUGCCAUACCGACUGUUUCGGACUCUUACAUCAUGGCUGCUGUUCAAGCUGAGGAGACUAUUAACAAACUUGCCGAAAUACCAUCCAAACUGGUCAACAUAUCAACGAUCACGGUUUACAAAAUGAUAGAAUACUUUUCUCAAUUGCCAUCCCAAACGCAAACACCAAAGUGGGUCAUACAAGCUUCAGCAAUCGAGGCGAUUCUUCUUAGCGACAGUUUGAAGACGCUGGAUGUAUUUUCCACUGGAAGGCCCCUGGGAGAAAAGUACAUCAAAUUUGCCGCCUGCUUCUGGACAUUGGCCAACAACUCAAGCCCCGGGUGUCUCCUGAGUACGCGGGUUAUUUACAGCAUGGCAGAGCUCUCCAUUGGUUUGUUUCAAGAAGACGACCUAAUGGAGAGGUCGCUCGCAAGUCUACCGGACUCUGCCAUCCCCAUGAUAGUCGACUAUAUCGACAAGUUGUGCCAUGAAACCAAUCUCUGCAAAGAUCAUUCUCUGCACCAAUGCCUGGAUGAAGACAAUAUUUCUAAUAUGGAUGAGGAAGCUCUCCACAGGGUCAAAGCCGUACGGCAAAACAUAGACCUCUGGUUCCGUUUUGUCUUGGAUGAGAAACUCACUAGGAAUACUAGCUCUUCGGAUAGACUGGAUCUGCAACAAGAAGUGAAGAUGGCGACUUUGGCUGCUACACAGCGAGCCAGGGCGAACAGAGCACUAAGCAACGGCUGUGGGCAUUCGGACGCCGAGCAUAUCACUGUACGCUCGGGCCAGAAUUUCUAUACCUGGCUGCAUACAUCUGCUGUUCAUGACGUCAAGAGCGCGGUUGUCUCCAAAGCCCUUAUCUGUAAGAUUGGAAACGGUGGUGAUGUCUUUAUCACCGCCAAAGAAAGAUAUCUUGCCGAGAGGUUAUGGAGGCAGAUGUCUGUAGAAGGCAGGCUUUGGAAUGAUGUCGGCAGUAUUGAGCGAGACCGCCUUACAUCGAACCUCAAUUCGGUCAACUUCCCCGAAUUCUCGUCUCCUCAAAGCCUCAAAUCGGACGGCGAUGUACGGACGCAAUUGCUUCAACUUGCGGAGUACGAGCACAAAUACACACUUUCUUGUUUGAACGACUUGACGCAAAUUUUGGAGAAUUCCGGUCGUCGAACCAUCUCAGUCUACCUGCAGAUGUACCACCGUUGCUGUGUAAUUUACAAUGAAACCUGUGCCAAGUAUGCUUUUGGUUCCACCACAGCGAUGUGA
Molecule: messenger RNA, 2802 nt
Organism: Aspergillus udagawae
Lineage: Eukaryota; Fungi; Ascomycota; Eurotiomycetes; Eurotiales; Aspergillaceae
Product: terpene synthase family protein
Exons: 4
Coding region: 1-2802 (933 amino acids)
Biological process (GO): diterpenoid biosynthetic process
Molecular function (GO): magnesium ion binding; terpene synthase activity
Source: RefSeq, a predicted model, not a curated record